Molecule: messenger RNA, 1560 nt
Organism: Penicillium cataractarum
Lineage: Eukaryota; Fungi; Ascomycota; Eurotiomycetes; Eurotiales; Aspergillaceae
Product: phenylalanine--tRNA ligase
Exons: 1
Coding region: 1-1560 (519 amino acids)
Biological process (GO): phenylalanyl-tRNA aminoacylation
Cellular component (GO): cytoplasm; mitochondrion
Molecular function (GO): phenylalanine-tRNA ligase activity; tRNA binding; ATP binding
Source: RefSeq, a predicted model, not a curated record
AUGCGGUUAUUUGCUACCGGUCGAGCCCUACGGGCUAGCAGUGGGCGCUGGUCAAUUUCCACGAUUCGCCCGAGAAUUCCCAUUCCCCGAACUCACCCGUUCCGCGAAUCCAUCCCAGUGAUCACUCGCGACUGGAGCUCGACAUCAGCUCGACGGACCGCUGAUCAAAGCUCUAGCGCUGGCCAGCCCAAGCAAGCGCCGAACGCACGAUCAAUUCUUAAGAUUGAAGGCGACAACUACUCGACUGAUCAAUGGACUAACACUCCCGACACAAUCCUAUCCCACGUGGGACGACGUCUGUACCUCGACGAGAACCAUCCUCUCGCCAUCACACGCAAGCUUAUUGAGAGCCAAUUCGCUGCGCCAGUCUUCGGCAACUACUUCGAAAAGAAUCCCGUCGUUACAACCAGACAGAACUUCGACGUUCUGGGCUUCCCACCAGACCACCCGGGCCGCAGUCGCACUGAUACCUACUACAUCAACGACAAGACGGUGCUGCGCACCCAUACGAGCGCACACCAGCAAGCAUAUUUCCAGCAAAUCAACCGCAACGAGAAGAUUCGCCCCGAGGAAGUUGGAUAUACUGUGAUUGCUGACGUCUACCGCCGCGAUGCAAUUGACCGGAGUCACUACCCGGUCUUCCACCAGAUGGAGGGAGCUAUGCUGUGGAAGCGUCCCGAUCAGAACCCGCUGGAGGCAUCCAAAGAAACCGCAGCCCGGAUCAAUGCAGACGUGGAUUUGAUCCCGCGCCACGACGUUCCAGUCGAAGACCCCAACCCAACACUCCACCCUCAGCGCAACCCGCUGCAGGCGGAGCACCACAGCGAGGAAGAGGUUGAGGCUAUUGCGGCGCAUCUGAAGCGGUCGCUGGAGCGCAUGGUUAUCAAGGUCUUCACUGAAGGAAGCAAAGCUGCCGCCGCAAGCUCCGGUGGUAACGUUGACCCCGAGCCUCUCAAGGUGCGCUGGGUGGAGGCAUACUUCCCCUUCACCAGUCCGUCAUGGGAACUCGAAGUUUUCUGGCAAGGCGACUGGCUGGAAAUUCUUGGAUGCGGUGUCAUUAAGCAAGAUCUUCUGAUCAACUCGGACGUUCCCAACCGCGUCGGCUGGGCCUUUGGCUUGGGCAUCGAGCGCAUUGCUAUGCUCCUCUUCAACAUUCCUGACAUCCGCCUCUUCUGGUCUCGCGAUGAGCGCUUCCUUUCUCAAUUCCGUGCCGGUGAAAUCACCCGCUUCGAGCCCUUCUCGAAGCACCCAGCCUGCUACAAGGAUGUCGCUUUCUGGUUGCCCCCAGCUGCUGUUACCGGAGGAAGCAGCGCGGCAGGUGGUGCCGUGCCGUUCCACGAGAACGAUGUCAUGGAAAUUGUCCGUGGCAUCGGUGGUGACCUUGUUGAGGACGUGACUCUGAUUGAUGAGUUUACCCACCCCAAGUCUGGACGGAAGAGCAUGUGCUAUCGCAUCAACUAUCGUAGUCUGGAGCGGACUUUGACCAACGAGGAGGCUAAUGAGAUGCAUGAGAAGGUGCGAGCUCAACUUGUUGAUGACUUUGGAGUGGAAUUGCGGUGA